GUUUAAUUUAUGUGUAAAAGUUUAACUUGAUACGCCAACAGAAAGUGCUAUUGAGUCUUUUUAACGCUCAAGUUACCAUGUCCCGCCUCGUUUUCAAAAAGAGGUUGGACAUGCCACAAAUCUUUAAAUCAGAAUAGCAGGUUGUUUACUUGCUGCAUUGUUUCGAAAUUUUCUUUGUUUAUGCCAUUUUUGAUUAGGGAUUCAAAUCAGUUGUCCGUUUUUCAUAAAACUCAACAGAAAAAGUUGCGGCAUAUCAAAAGAAUAAGUCUCAGAAAGGUUAUUAUUAUUAUUUUUCCUUCGCAACUAAAAAAUAUAAACUGCGUGCGUUAUGCGAAAAUACAUAGAACAGCAUUGUUGUGACACCCUCCUCCGUUCUUAUUUUUUUAUUAUUAUUAUUUUGUUGUUGUUCCGACCAUACAUUCUUAUUUUCCAUGAACUUUCAUUAACUCGGACAUUCGCUAAUUUAACAUUCGCUAAUACAAGCAAAACAUACAUAGAAAAAUAUGCUUGUCGUUGUUGUUUUUUAUUUUUUUGUUGUUCCGACCAUUUAUAUAUUCUCGAUAAAAUUAUUUUUAUUUCGCCGACCGACAGACCGUAAACUACUAUCUACUUCGCGCCUAUAAAACAAGUAAUUAAGUUGGAGUCACCUUAUUUCUAAAAUCCAACUUCUAAUAAAAAUACAAGAUGCAAAAGAAUUUUUAAAUGUUAAAGAUUGAUUUUUAAAUGUUCAAGAUUAGGUAUACAUAUCUAUUGUUUAAUAUUUUUAAUGUUAUUUACGAUCCAUCGCGACAAUCACGAUUAAUAGUGACGAUCGCGAUAGCAUCGUUAUUUGUUUAUACAUCGCAACUAUCGUGAAGCUCUUCGUUAACACUUUCUCUAUCGCGAUGGUCACGAUAGGAUCGCGGAUCGUUCGUGUCUUGCAUGAUACGUGCUCACGAUGUAAGGUUUCCUGAUUCCAGUACUGUAUGAAAGAGGACUACUCACUCUCCUACUAUUCAUCUGUUGACAAUGCGGUAAAAUUGUGAAAAGGUGAUGUAGAUAUGGCUAAGUUGGACAUAAUCAUGCCUUCAGACUGUGCCCUGUGCAUCCUAGUGAUUGGCACUUAUUAGGUUAUGAGCACAGUGUUGGUUUUGAAAAGUACCUUGCACUCAAAGGAACCAAACUAGGGCCUUUUAAGUUUAGUGACAGACAGUUUGUUACCUGGAAGUUUGUUUCCCCAUUUCUGACAAUAAGCUUGACCAAUAAUAUUACCAUCAACAUGCAUAGUUUUUGCAUUGGUGAUGCUUCUGAUGCAGGUUCAUGUGAAAUACCCGAGGUAUGUUCACCUGUCAGACAAUGUUUUAACAGAAUGGUUCAGUGGCAUAGCAAAGCCUAAUGGAUUGACAAAAACUGGGACAUUAAGUCUGUCUGACAGAGAUAGGGUUAAGUAUUGUAAGUAUAGAGCGUGUCAAUUCAUGUCGGUCUGUUCUAAUGAGACACGUGUAAUUGUCAUUAAUUUUCAGGUGGUGUUAUUGUCUUGUCUGUUACAAUGUCAGUAAUUUAUUUGUUACAAGCACAAGUUUAGAAUGGUCCUUUGUCACAAGUUCCUCGCCAGGAGUCCUAGUCAGGAAUUCUUCAUCAAAAGUCAGUCACAGCAUGAAUUAUGGAAGAAAUAGUAGUAGAGUUAGAGAAAAUAAGAGGAUCGAAAAUAAUGACUUUGGAAGAAGUUGUAAACAGUAUCUUGAAAAAAAGUUGUUUACAGCAGAAUUGUCUGAAUAAUGAGCAACUUCAUUUGAUUGUGGCACCACUGUUGUAUCGAUUUGAUGACAUCCUAAAUUUUUUUCAGUUGUCUGAAAUCACUUCAAACUAUUGUUCUUGUGAGAUCAAAAUACUUCAGUACUGUUAUAAAAAUAUUACAGAUUCCAAUAAAGAUGUAAACAAAGGAAGUUACGUUGCUUUGUGCGAGCUGAUCAUUGCAUAUCCUGAUAAAAGGUAUCCUUUAACAGAUAAAUACGAUGCUGUGAGCACUGAUGCAUACGAGUUAAACAUGAGGAUGAACCCAGUUGUGAUGAGGCAGUGCUUGCUGUUUUAUCUACAUGUUUUAUAUCCAGAGUUAGAGGUGGGUGAUAACAACUUGAAGGAGUUGACAAAGUCUUCCACUAAUGUAUCACAACUGCAGACUUAUUUAAUAAAAAAGACCACACCUAGAUUAUUAGUCACGGUUUGUUCUCGUCUUGGAAAUUUUGAAUGGGUUAAUGAUAACUUAAAAACUUUAUGCAUCGACAUAAUUAAUCUUGUUUGCGCAUGCUCUAAUGCAAAGAAUAUCUCUGUACUGUUAAUUGGAGAUGAUGAGAAUGGGAAAACAUUUUUCCCAAAUGGUGUUUUCCAGCAUUUAUUGAAUGAAAUUAGUAUUUCGUUUAAAAUUGAUAUAUGGAAGAAAAAUCUGCCUAUCAAGCAUGCAUUGGUGUGGUUUCUUACAAAAGUAAAAUAUCCUCAUCUUGGUGCUUACAUUAUAAAUGUUGUCCCAACUUUGCUAAAACUUGCUGAUGAUUAUUCUACUGAAAACAAAGUUCUUGGUAUAACUAUCAUUGAUUACGUUAUUCAAAAUGUAAACCCAGCUGAUUUGCGAUUGUACAAUCACGCAGACGUUAUAUAUGAUGCUUUUUUCACACAGCUGUAUUCAAACAAAGAUAGCAUUUAUGAAGUUUUAUUACCAUGUUUGUUGAAAAUAUUAAAAGUACUUCAUUCUAAUAUUGACAUUGUAGAAGGAAUCAAGUUUUCCAGAUGGGAUCUUACCCUUGAGAAAAUUCUUCAGAACUUAGACCUUGCUAGUUCCACGUCAACAAAAAUAAUUUUUUUGAAAAACUUACCCUCUUAUAUUAACGGUAUGGCUGGAAAUGUUAUCAAGCAUGUUGAUAGAAUUGUGUCAGUAUCAAUUUUAUGCCUGGAAGAUCAAUCUGAACAUGUUCGAUUGCUUGCCUUAACUGUUAUCAUCACAACCGCUAAAGUAUGCUGGCCGGUAUUUUCAAGAUAUCAACUAGCCAUUUUGAAAGGGAUUGUUAAAUUGUUAGUUGAUGUUAACACUUCUAGAGAAUUAAAAUUGGAAAGUAAAUGUAAAUUAGAAGACAAGGCAAGAAAACUUUUACAGCACAUGAGAGUUUGCAGUGGUGACAGCUUUGAUAAAUUGUUGUUACCGUUAACCGACACAAAUGUUGACCGUAAAUUUCUUAAUAUACAUUUGUUCAUUAAAACUGUGUUACAAAAAGAUUGUAAAACAAUAGAGUUAUAAUUCUUUAAAUGCCUUUAGGACAGUAGUUUGUUAAUGGAUACCUUUUUCUUACCAGGUUAAAAGCUAUUGUAUUGUAUAGGUGUAAACCUUCAGGUAAUUAAUAUCCACAGAUAACUCAUUUUAAGAAUAAAUUUUAGUUUUAAUAUAGAUAUAUAGUACCAA
This is a messenger RNA of Hydractinia symbiolongicarpus, 3430 nucleotides long. Its product is annotated as TELO2-interacting protein 2-like. Bases 1643 to 3268 code for a protein of 541 amino acids. The record is from RefSeq and is a predicted model, not a curated record. The transcript is spliced from 2 exons. NCBI's taxonomy places the organism in Eukaryota, Metazoa, Cnidaria, Hydrozoa, Anthoathecata, Hydractiniidae. Gene Ontology annotation, cellular component: nucleoplasm; cytosol; centrosome.